Oikopleura dioica is the source of this 810-nucleotide messenger RNA. Lineage: Eukaryota; Metazoa; Chordata; Appendicularia; Copelata; Oikopleuridae. The record is from the annotation of a GenBank genome assembly.
AUGGAUUUGCUGGGGAAAAGGAGUCAGCUGCCAACAGCGGAACUGUCCGACGAUGAAAUGGACGCGCUGAGCGGACUCACAAAGAUCAACCCCACAGGCAAGCAGGGAUCGUUCAAUCCAUACAAAACCAUCAAUCCCGAAUUUUUGUCAACCGCGCUCGAUCAGGACGAUGACGACUGGAUGUACAUGGGUGAAGACAACAAGCCACGAGAGCGAACAGGACACAUCUUCAACAUGGUCGGAUCUGGCGGUCUAGUAGGCGGCGCUUUCGGCGUCCUCAGCGCAACAAGAAUCCUCCACAACAGAAGCUUCCUCACACUCAAAUCCCUCAGACAUCCGAUCAAACGUUCCGAAAGUAUUACCGCCGUCGUUUCAAAUUGCAGAGAUUGGUCCGCAAAAGCUGGCACUUUCGCUUUUGUCACAUCCCUUGGUUGGGCGUUUUUGGACAAGCAAAUUCCAGUAGACCCGAAAUUCGGCUCGGCAUUCGGCGGAGCGAUCUUUGGUCUCUCUCCAUUUUGGCAUAAAGAUAUGAAUCGUACGCGACAGAGUUUGUUAAAGCAAGAGCAAGAAUGGCUAAGAAAUAAUAAUAAUAAAGGCCCAAGAUUUUGGCAGCUGAAUCAAUUAUUGGAGAGCAAAAUAUUGAACCGUUACCGCGCAGAAGGAAGCACCGUGCCAAAAUCGCUAAAUUUCAUGACGGGCAUGGGUCGCGUCGGAUUUUUCGCCACAGCUGCUUAUGGAAUCACGUAUGCAAUGGAGCAGGCAUCGAACUCGAAGGGAUUUAUUCGCGACGUCAAGCGAUGGAAGUGGUGA